Molecule: messenger RNA, 2041 nt
Organism: Phanerochaete carnosa HHB-10118-sp
Lineage: Eukaryota; Fungi; Basidiomycota; Agaricomycetes; Polyporales; Phanerochaetaceae
Exons: 3
Coding region: 22-1419 (465 amino acids)
Source: RefSeq, a predicted model, not a curated record
CCUAGACUCCCGCCCUGAAGCAUGGCCAGCCUCGCUCCUCCACCUCAUCCACUCAACAGACACCGUGCUUCAUCUACAAAUGUGAGGCCGCCCCUCACUCUUGGUUCCCUCGGUCGGCGACGGUCCAACUCUGACCUGCCCCCUCUCUGCCACACUCCUUCUCCAGUAGGCACUCCCACUAUGCAGAAGGACGUCUCGCCUCUCGAGCUCGACAUUCCGUCGUCGACCCACAAGCUGCUCGCGAAGGCUACUUUUGUCGAGCUCUAUUCGCGCUUCAUGGAGCUCUUUCACACAGCCCAGAAGGAGUCACCGUACUCCUCCGAGCCCUCGUCCCCGCGUCUAAGCCGUUCGAGUACGAGCACAGAGGACAGCAUCCUGCCGAUAUCAUCACCAACAGCUGCGUCCUUCCGUGAAGCAUAUUCAGAAAAACCUACAGCAAUUAAGCCUGCAUCUUCGUGGUGGCAUGGCACACCAUCCGUCCACACUCCUGUAUUCUUCGUUAUUGCUAUGUUUCCGCUAUCGACCGCGCUGCUGUUGUUCUUCAUGUCCACCCUGCCUAUCACCACAGCAUGGCCCCGAAAUCUCACCGAUCUUGCGCAGCUUGGGCGUGAGCUGCACGGGUACUCUCAGAGCGGAGCAGGACCGAUGGCUCAUGUCAUUGGAGUCCUAUCUGUCAUCGUUACUUGGAAUCACGCCUGGUCCAUUCCGGGCAGUGUCCUCUGGAACGUCCUUGCAGGCGCUCUGUUCUCGCCCGCUCUCGCGACUGUCCUUCUAACGCUCCUCACAACAAUCGGAUCAAUCUUUGCGAGCCUUCUGGCGGCGCCAUUAGCGCCGUAUGUCGUGAGGUAUUUUCCGAGGGCACUUGACCUUACGCGGAACGCAAUCGAAGGUGCCUCGACCGACAGCUCGAAGUCGUCACCGUGGAUCAGACUCUCGAUUCUACGCCUCAUCGGCGUUGUGCCGUGGUCGGGGAUCAACAUUGCGUGUGGAGUCUGUGGAGUACCAAUGCUGGACUGCUUCCUCGGCUCCUUCAUCGGUUCCUUGCCCUGGACCGCUGUCACAUGCCAGAUCGGCGAUAUCCUCCAGACAGUCGCGUCUACUCCGUCGCCAACUCCACAAAGCAUUCAAUCACUGCUCACUUCUCCGGAAAUAAUCUUCAAACUCGUGUUCCUCUCGUUCCUCUCUCUCGCGCCGAUUCUCGGCCGCAAGCACCUGCAGGCAUUAGUGUCGCAUUCAACUUCCUCCGCGGACGAGCUCGAGAUGUCAAUGGCUCCAGGCGAGGAGAGAGUGGCGCGUUGGGCAUGGAUUAAGGACUGGCGUGAACGGAUCCGCGUCCCGUCACGGUCCCGGGCCCGUGACAGCUCCCGCCAGGAGUUGCGAGUGCUCAUUCAGGAGAAAAACGCGAGUCUCCCGCUGUGAGCGGAUGCGCGGCGGUUAUUGCCAUUGGUUACUUUCACGACUUCCGACUUUGUCGUUACGACCUCGUCGGUUCACGCAUCCACGAUACUCACGCCCACGGCUACCCCGUGGCAGUCACGAUCGUCCACACUAUUCAUAUUCGCCUCCUCGCACCUUUCACAUGUUCAUCCACCUGUUGCAUUGCUCUAGACCUCAGCAUUUCGACCGGUACAUCUCGGAAGCACCUCCGCAACGCAUCGUCGACCAUACCGCAUUCUAUGUCCUCACUAGUGCCGCGCACGUUAUCAUAUUCAAAUACUCCCAUACGAUGUCGUUGAAAUGCGUCUUUCCACGACAUUUGCUCCGUAUUGUUCGAUUGGGCGCUACUUUACGACUCCUAAUGCCACUCUUCCAUUCAUUGUUGAUGAUACCUCUAAUUCCAACCAUCUACUUGCAUAUGGGGACCAGCCCACUGCAGGUGCUAUUUGGUUGGUCUACUUAUCUAUUUAUCACACUGCUUAGUUGCCCAUUUGCUGUUCAUUCGUCGUCCUGAUAACUCGCCUCAGCACGCUAGGCGAGUGGGUAUAUUUUCUGGGUUGCAUUACUGUCGAUAGCUUGUCGGUCGCUUGAAAUCAUAAAUCUU